AAGUUAGGCAACUCUACAUUGUACCUUGCACCUCACAACAGUUCUACAUUAUCACCUUGUUAUUAGAAGAUGACGCAUUACGAGAUCAACCAUGCAACAGGAUCGUCUGCCUCUGUCUCCUUCUUUGGAAUUCCUUACGCUGAUUUUGAUAGAACAGGUCAUUGGGCAAUUUGGUAUGUAUCGAAAAUGUUCGAAGCAGCCCGUAUCCUUGCAUUGUAUAAUGGAUUCAUAGACUUUACGAAAAUCGAUGGUAGGGAAGCGGCUUUGGUGAUUGUCAAACAACAACUGAAACUAAUCCCGAAGCUUCAUGAAAAAGGCAUGAACGUGAAAUUUACGAUGUUGUUUGAUUUGAGGUUAGUAGAAGUCGGGAAAACGUCGGUACAGUUCGUUGUUGAGUUCAAAGAUGGCAACACUAGGGAGGUUUAUGGUGAAAAUUUGAUUAAAAUGGUCCGGAUGUCUCGCAAAACGAGACGUCCUGUCACGUUUCCGGAAUGGUUCUACGAAAAAUACGACUCAUACAGGAAUUCCUACGGAUCAACACAAGCUUUGCCCAGAGACGCUUUGCCAAAAAUUCCAGAUAACGCUUUCAAGUUCGAUUUGAUUCCGCGCCACAGUGACUCGGAUCGAAACAACCACGUGAACCAAUCGUCGUACAUUAAAUUCUGCAUGGAUGCUGCCACGCAUGCGUCUUUGAGUGGUCACUACGUGCACUUCAACGAGGACAUGUGUCUAUAUGCCCCUCUCCUGUGGACCAUCAGCUAUGUGGGUGAAAGCAGAGCAAACGACGAACUGUCCAUCUACACUUGGCAGAACGAGGCUGGAUCUCCGGAGCACAUCCAGUUCUCAAUUCUUUUGAAUGGCAGACUUAUUUUCCAUGCUUCAGCCAUUUUUGAAAAGCAGGCGAAGAAAAAAAGGCUGGUGCCUAAAUUAUAGAUUUGUUAAUUGUUUUCACAAAAUGAUUUGAUUUUUUUUAAAUGAUUGAAUUAUGUAAGUUACAUAAUGAUAAAAUGCUAAGUGAAUGGAAGAUUAUCGAAAGUUACAUUUUUUCAUUCUAUAAGUGGUAUACAUUAUAAAUACUUGACUAGAGAUACAUGAAUUAUUCUAGGAAAAUCAUGCAGUCAUACAUCGUACCACAUAUAAUUUUUUUAAGGAAUCUUUUACUAGUAUUUACAUGUAAAUGUACACGGUUAUUAAAAUAAAAAAAAUGUUGU
This is a messenger RNA of Magallana angulata, 1211 nucleotides long. RefSeq lists its product as uncharacterized. Bases 70 to 933 code for a protein of 287 amino acids. The record is from RefSeq and is a predicted model, not a curated record. NCBI's taxonomy places the organism in Eukaryota, Metazoa, Mollusca, Bivalvia, Ostreida, Ostreidae. The transcript has 3 exons.